AUGCGAAGCCGGAGCGCGGCGUGGCUGCUCGGGGGUGUCCUCCUGCUGGCGGCCUCUGCCUCCUGCAACCAAACCGUCCCAGGAAACAAGAGACCGUCUAAAGGAAGGAGCCUCAUCGGCAGCGUGGAUAACUCACCUGUGGUCACUGGCAGAGGAGUGACGGUGAAACCAGGCUUCUCCGUGGAUGAGUUUUCUACCUCCGUCCUCACUGGAAAGCUGACCACUGUCUUCCUUCCAGUUGUCUACACGAUCGUAUUUGUGGUUGGUUUGCCAAGCAAUGGCAUGGCCCUGUGGGUCUUUCUUUUCCGAACAAAGAAGAAGCACCCCGCUGUGAUUUACAUGGCCAACUUGGCCUUGGCCGACCUCCUCUCGGUUACCUGGUUCCCCUUGAAGAUCGCGUAUCACAUCCAUGGCAACAACUGGACUUACGGGGAGUCUCUUUGCAAGGUGCUCAUUGGCUUUUUCUAUGGCAACAUGUACUGCUCCAUCCUCUUCAUGACCUGCCUCAGCGUGCAGAGAUACUGGGUCAUCGUGAACCCCAUGGUGCACCCCAAGAAGCAGGCAAACAUUGCCAUCGGCGUCUCCCUGGGAAUAUGGCUGCUCAUUCUGCUGCUUUCCAUCCCCUUGUACGUCGUGAAGCAGACCGCCUACAUCCCGGCCCUUAACAUCACGACCUGCCACGACGUUUUGCCGGAGGAGGUGCUGGUGGGAGACAUGUUCAAUUACUUCCUCUCUCUGGCCAUCGGGGUCUUCCUGUUCCCAGCCUUCCUCACGGCCUCGGCCUAUGUGCUCAUGAUCCGGACCCUCCAGUCUUCUGCCAUGGAUGAGAGCUCAGGAAAGAAGAGGCGGAGGGCCAUCAAGCUCAUUGUCACCGUGCUGGCCAUGUACCUGAUCUGCUUCACUCCCAGUAACCUCCUGCUCGUGGUGCACUACUUCCUGAUCAAGACCUGGGGCCAGAGUCAUGUCUACGCCCUGUACAUCAUCGCCCUCUGCCUCUCCACCCUCAACAGCUGCAUCGACCCCUUUGUCUAUUACUUCAUCUCACAGGACUUCAGGGAUCACGCCAAGAAUGCUCUUCUCUGCCGGAGCGUCCGUACUGUAAAGCAGAUGCAGGUAUCCCUCUCCUCAAAGAAAUUCUCGGGGAAAUCCAGCUCUUACUCUUCUAGUUCAACCAGUGUCAAAGGCUCCUACUGA
This is a messenger RNA of Rangifer tarandus platyrhynchus (Svalbard reindeer), 1194 nucleotides long. Lineage: Eukaryota; Metazoa; Chordata; Mammalia; Artiodactyla; Cervidae. The record is from the annotation of a GenBank genome assembly.